CUCUACAGCGACGCCGGUAACGCCUCCGCUCUCUCCUCUGAGAACCGCGGCGAGGAGGAGUUAAGAGAGGGAGACAGGGCAACCAAACCGCACGGAGUUGAGGGGAUGAAGGCCGAGAAGGCAGCGGUCGCCGUGGCGGUCGGCGGCGGCGACGAGUGGCGGUGCCGGAAGCACCCGGUGGCCAGAUCCGGUGGCGGGGUGUGCCCGCACUGCCUCCGCGACAGGCUCCUCCGCCUCUGCCCCAACUGUGCGCACGUGCGGCCGUGCCCGUGCACGUGCGCGUCCCCUUCCUCCUCGUCGUCGGCGUCCGGCGACGCGGUCGGCCGGGUCCACACCCUCAUCGAGCGGGAGCACCGGAUUGCGCGGUCACGCUCCGUCGCCGCGUCCUCCUCCCUCGGAGCGGCCUCCACCGCGUCAGCCGCUGCCGGCGCUGUCGGGGGGAGGCGGAAGGCGAGGGUGUGGGGGUGGCCGCCGUUCUGGAAGGCCGCGGCCAGGGAUGGGGUUGCUGCGGCGGAGGACGAGGAGGAGGAGGAGGGGCUGGGGCUCGCGAGGUCGAGCUCGGUGUCCGCGACGGUCGUGGAGGCCAAAGCGGCGGCGGCGGCGGCGAAGGCGCGGUGGGGGUGGCAUUUCCCGAGCCCGCUCAAGGCAUUCCGGCACCGGAGAUCGUCGGUGAGCAUACCGGAGCGAGGGUGAGAUAGCUCGGCAUGGCCGGGAAAAGCGAUCCGUAGGGAUGUGUGUUGCGCUUUACUAGAUGAUUAAAUUAAUUAAUUAACUAGACGGGGGAUUACAGGAGAUUUUUCCCUUUUUUUCCCUUUUUUGUGGCUCGCGUGCUAAUCUUCUGAUUAAAUUAGACCAAACUCCAAAAGCUGUGAUUUGGGCGUAAUGUGUGCAUAUACCACUGGUGUUGUUCACUUGUUCUCUUCGUGUUGUAGUACUAGUUUGUAACCAUCAGGAAUUUUAAGGUCGCCGAUUUGAUCUGCACGGGAAAUUCUCCUCCUUUUUUGACAUUGACGGAAUUUGUAGACUGCGCGUUGUUUUUCUUGCAUCUUUCGUUUGCGUAGUGCCACAAGAUCGGAACAACGGUGGAAACCCCGACUGCCAGGUGGGCCCAUCGCUCCCAUGCUUGCCCGCAGACACUGGUGACUAGUUCGGUUUGUCGUGCUGCGCUACCGAUCUGGGAGCAAAAGCGCCCAAGCUUUGUCCGUGGAAUCUCUCGGGGGGAAAAAGAUUGGCGACGCUCUGCUCGGGCGCCAUCGCCGCAGUGGGCGUGUUACUGUUGGUAGCUGUUCAGCAAUCAGUAGCCCCGCUCGUGCGACACACUCGCACACGCUCGUCUCGCCUGCGACGCGACGCGAGGCAGGGCUGGCUGCCUGCCUGCAGAGUGCAGAGGCGGCAAGCGUCCGAGAUUGGGAACCCUCUGGAAGAUCGACGCGGCCGGCGGCCACGCCCUCGUCCCGAUCGGUAGGCGCCCCGUCAUCUCAGGCGUGCUUGGAUCCUUGCGGCCCGCUUGGGCCGAGGCCGCGUCGUUUCCUUCUGUGCCUUUGCGUUGUGCACCCUUCCAGCCUUGAAGUGGCAGUGCUGCAGGGGAGGGCGCGUCGCAUGGUCGGUGCGGCCGCGUCUUGUUUCGGUGAAACUGAUGUUUUCUCUAGCGCGCGACACUGAAACAGCACCAGCAACCGAAACAGCGCGUGUGGCUUCUGCUCUGCCAUAUUAAUUACUCCCUCCGUCCCAGAACUUAAAAUUUUAUCUCUUUACAGCACUAAUUGUCUUAUAAAUUACUUUUUAUUCAAGACAUUUUCAU
This is a messenger RNA of Oryza brachyantha (malo sina), 1801 nucleotides long. RefSeq lists its product as uncharacterized. Lineage: Eukaryota; Viridiplantae; Streptophyta; Magnoliopsida; Poales; Poaceae. Bases 106 to 693 code for a protein of 195 amino acids. The record is from RefSeq and is a predicted model, not a curated record. The transcript has 3 exons.